CGUUUCCCCUUUAAGUGCAGAUAAAAGGCUGUUGCGUAAUUUGGGUGAAAGAGGAGCAGGAGUGGCCUGAACGAAGGGCAGCCGGUAGGGACAGAUCCAAGAGGACGGUGGACAGGAGUGUGCUGAGAUGGAGCUGAGUGGGGCUAAAACGAUAAUACUAGCCGGAGGUGUUUUGCUUCUGCCUGUGCUCACCUUCGUCACCUCCUUCCUGUUUUGGCCUGGGAUUCUCAUCAGAGCCUACAACUGGUACUGGCGUCGUCGGCUGGGGCUGGUGGUCCGCUACUCCCACAGCGGAAGUUACCGCUUCUGUUAUUCAAGCCGCGGGACGCCGGGGGGCGCCGCGCCCUCACUGCUACUGCUGCACGGUUUCUCCGCCAGCAAGGACAUGUGGCUGCCCCUCGUCAAGUACCUCCCUAGAGACCAGCAUGUGGUGUGUGUGGACAUGCCAGGACACAACGGCACGAGUCGCACCGGGGUCGAGGAUUACAGCAUCCACGGUCAGGUCAGCCGAAUCAACCAGUUUGUGCAGAGCAUCGGUAUGGAUAAAAGACCCUUCCACCUCGUCGGCACAUCAAUGGGUGGGAACGUUGCCGGUGUGUAUGCUGCCCGUUACCCCGAUCACCUGUGCAGUGUCUCCCUGUUGUGUCCAGCAGGCCUGGAUCCCCCCGCGGACUCCGAGUUCAUCAGACGCUUAAAGGAGCUCCAGGAGAGUGGGCAGGAGGGUUCGAUCGCUCUCAUUCCCUCCACUCAAGAGGAGCUGGAGUCCAUGCUGAAACUCUGCUGUUACACGCCCCCCAAACUCCACCGACAGAUCCUGCGAGGUCUCCUUGACAACAGGAUCCCAGACAACGGGUUCUACAGAGAGAUGUUCAUGGAGGUCGCCGGGGAGAAGUCUCGUUACUCGCUGCAAGAAAACCUGCAUCUGAUCAAGCCGCCCCUGCAGGUGAUCUGGGGAAAGGCAGACCAGGUGCUGGAUGCUUCUGGGGCCACAGUGAUUCAGAAGUCGCUGCCACACUGUCAGGUGGACCUACUGGACAACUGUGGUCACUCUGUGGUGUUGGAACGACCAAGAAAAGCCGCCAAGCUCAUCAUAGACUUCAUGUCUGCGCAAGAAGUCAGCGACGAAAAGACAAAGAAACUUUCCUGAAGAAAAAGUUUACACUUAAAAAACACCGAUCCCCAACCUCACAAUGGAGGAUGAAGAUGAUGUACAGUUAUGAAGCUGUGGUGAUUUCAUAGAUUGAUAAAAGAGAUUUAUACAAAGAUAUUCCUGAAGUUUUUAUGAUGUUGGUUCACGCACAGUGUUACACAGGAGCUGCUCACAGUUUUAGACGUCAGGGUUAUCUAAUAUCAUUCCAUGUUUGAAUUUUGCACAUUUUCUUUCAGAAAACUGUAGAAACCUGUAUUACAGUCUUUCAGUGACUUUUUAUGAGUAACAUUUACGUCUGAGACAGAAUAUUUAACUUUACAAAAAAGUACAGUAACAUUCAGAAAACACACAACUCACAAAACAUGUAAGCCACUGAAUGUCAAUGAUUUGUCUGAUUUAUGUGUGAUUUUUAUUAACUAUGUGGAUACUGCUAAUUUGAACACCUUCAUGGACUACAGGAUUAAAACUGGUUUUACUGA
Mugil cephalus (flathead mullet) is the source of this 1629-nucleotide messenger RNA. Its product is annotated as monoacylglycerol lipase ABHD6-like. Lineage: Eukaryota; Metazoa; Chordata; Actinopteri; Mugiliformes; Mugilidae. The transcript is spliced from 9 exons. The coding region runs from base 128 to 1147 and encodes 339 amino acids. The record is from RefSeq and is a predicted model, not a curated record.